This is a messenger RNA of Adineta steineri, 330 nucleotides long. The record is from the annotation of a GenBank genome assembly. Lineage: Eukaryota; Metazoa; Rotifera; Eurotatoria; Adinetida; Adinetidae.
AUGAAUACAGCAACAACAACAAAACGAUUACGUUAUUCAUUGAUAUCAAAAAAUCAUCAUCCACCAACAAUUAAACCACAAUCAACUAUUUUAGCUGAAAAAUAUCUCUAUUUAUUACAAAUUAUUAAAGAUAUGCGUUAUGAUAUUCGACGUUCAUAUGCAGGAAGUCGGACAAGUAUGGAAAAUUUAAGAAAACGAAUUACUAAAGCAAGAACAAUUAUACUUGAAUGUAAAGAUUUAUGUACAAGACGAGAAUAUGAUCAUUGUCAAAUACUUAUGCAAUAUCAACAAACAUCUAUACCUAUUGAAUAUCAUAAUAGACAAUCAUAA